Molecule: messenger RNA, 1801 nt
Organism: Stegastes partitus (bicolor damselfish)
Lineage: Eukaryota; Metazoa; Chordata; Actinopteri; Pomacentridae
Gene: zdhhc1
Product: zDHHC palmitoyltransferase 1
Exons: 12
Coding region: 326-1801 (491 amino acids)
Biological process (GO): protein targeting to membrane; peptidyl-L-cysteine S-palmitoylation
Cellular component (GO): endoplasmic reticulum; Golgi apparatus
Molecular function (GO): protein-cysteine S-palmitoyltransferase activity
Source: RefSeq, a predicted model, not a curated record
UUGUUAGCAGCUUAGCAUGCUAACCGGAGAGCUAAUCUGAGAAUCAUCCGGACCAGCGACCCUCCGGAACACCGCCCGGUCCGCCGCCUGCAGCCCGCCGCUCUGCUCUCCGGCCGUGAUGGAUGUGAGCUAACAGCCGGGCCGGGACGCUGUGCCCCGGAUCCGUGGGUGUCUGCUCUCCAGUCGAGCCCCGCAAGUCUCCCGGGGGCCGGGGCGCGGCAGAGCUCCAAGCCGCCGCACAAGCCCAGACUCCGCGAGAAGAUGAGGUGCGGAGGACCGGAGGGCCGAGCCGCAUCCCGGGACCCGUUAACCAGCGUUAACCAGGAUGGACGUGUGCAGUAGGAAUCCGAACCGCACGGCGCCGGUGGGCGAGGACUGGCGGGCCGACGGGUCGCGGCGGGCCGACGUGCCGCUGUGCUCGCGGACUAACGGCUGGUCGUGGCCUCCUCACCCCUUCCAGCUGCUCGCCUGGCUGCUCUACGUCUACUUUGCCGUCACCGGCUUCGGCGUGUUCGUGCCGCUGCUGCCGCCGCACUGGAUCCCUGCAGGCUACAUCUGUACCGGCGUCAUGUUCGUCUGUCACCUGUGUGUCCAUGUCAUGGCCGUGUCCGUCGACCCGGCCGACCACAACGUCAGAACCAAGAGCGAGCGCGGCCCGGUUCCCGUGUUCGACCGCUCCAAGCACGCUCACGUCAUCGAGAACUGCCACUGCUACCUGUGCCAGGUGGACGUAGGACCGAAGUCGAAGCACUGCAGCGCCUGUAACAAAUGUGUGGCCAACUUCGACCAUCACUGCCGCUGGCUCAACAACUGCGUGGGCAGCAGGAACUACAAGUUGUUCCUCCACAGUGUGGUCUCGGCUCUGCUCGGCGUCUGUCUGGUUCUGGUCGUCUCCUCCUACGUCUUCAUUGAGUUUUUCAUGGACCCGUCCAAACUGCGCACUGACAAGCACUUCCUGGUGAGGAAUGAGACAGGUGUGUGGUUCGUCUUCCUACCUGUGGCUCCGCUCCGAUCGGCUGCAGCAGUCAUCCCCGUCCUGGCUGCCGUCACCGUCGCUCUGUCUCUGCUGUCCUCUGGGCUGCUCUGCCACCUGCUCUGCUUCCACAUCUACCUGAUGUGGAACAGACUCAGUACCUAUGAGUACAUUGUGCGACAGCGCCACCGUCUGGACAGCAGAGACUCCAGGAAACCAGGAUCAGUGAAGGAGACAGCAGCUGCUUCAGUCCUGAAGGAUGUGAGCUACUCAGGAACUCUGGGCUACACCAACCCUCAGCUGGACGUGGAGGAGCCGACCGCUGUGGCCGCGCACAGGGAGGCAGAGUUCCUGGCUAAUGGCAGAGUGAGGAAUGCGUCCAGUUCUGUCAUGGAGGAAGACGCUCCGCCCACCAACUCUACAGAGACGAAAGCAGCAGCACACACACACAGACACACACAGAAGAAGAAGAAGGUUCGUAAAGUCCCAGCAGAGGUGAGCCGAGAGCGCUGCCCGCCUGCAGCCCCGCCCACAGAACCCAGCACUGUGUCCUCCGGGUCUCUGAGUCAGCGCCUGCCUUUCCCAGCAUUCCCUCUGAGAGCGUCGCUGCCGCCGCUGGCCGCCACCGGCCCUGUCCAGGCUGCCGCCCCCCCCGCCGAGUACCACUCAGACUCUGCAGAGUCUCUGGAGGAGAUCCCGGUGGCGCUGGCCAAGCUGGGCUCCUCAGCUGGCGGCAACGCCUCCACGUCUUCGCAUUGGACCGGACUUCAGUGCAACAGUUUGUGCAGAACUUCUGUGUGUCCCUGGACUCAUUCAGUACGUCUGUGA